Molecule: messenger RNA, 1075 nt
Organism: Dermacentor albipictus
Lineage: Eukaryota; Metazoa; Arthropoda; Arachnida; Ixodida; Ixodidae
Source: RefSeq, a predicted model, not a curated record
CCGCCAAAGACGAAACCCCGUUGAGAAAGAAAACGAAAGAAAAGCACGAUAGGAAAGACCCCAUUCGUCUCGUCCACAAAACUGUGACCUAAUUUUAAUUGCGCGAAGAGUGCGCGAAGUUGGAGGAAUAGGCACAGCAUAAGAAACUGCGAGUAUAAGAGCUGGAUGCGAGGCACGAAGGCACGGUAACCCGGCCUUGAAAAGCACGGCUUGCGCGUGUUGCGUUCUUCCUGCUUCGUCCUCUCGGUGUGCCCUCCGGGCCAGUGCCGGUCGGCCGCAGCUGCUGGCUCGUCGCCGCUAGCACCGCUCGCAGGCAACCUCGCCGGUCAGAGUGGCUCCGCUGCUGCCGUGCUGUCGCCGUGGUCGCGUGGGCGCCGCCGGCAUGCCGCCCCUCAAGCUGGUCGUGUUCGUCGGCAGCUGCCGCACGGGACGCCUCGCCGAGCGCCUCAAGCGCCACGUCACCUCGCAGCUCGAGAAGAGAGGCCACCAGGUCAGCGUCAUCGACCCGGAGGAGGAGCCGAACCUGCUGGCGGUGCGCAAGCCGCUGCACUUCUACGGCCCGGACGAGGCGCCGCCGGCCUGGCUGGGCCAGCUGCACGAGACGGUGAAGGCGGCGCACGGCUACCUGGUGCUGUGCCCCGAGUACAACCGGUGCAUCGCGCCGGCGCUGGGCAGCGCCAUGGACCACUUCCCGCCGGACUCGUACCGGCACAAGCCGUGCGCCAUCGUCGCCUACACCAUCGGUGUCGGAGCAGGCCUGGCCGCUGCCAUGCAGCUUCGCAGCUUCCUGGGCGAGCUGGGCAUGGUAACGGUGCCGUUCGUGAGCCUCAACGCCAAAGUCCAGACGCUGGUCGCCGAAGACGGCAGCGCCUCGGACGACGGCUUCUCCGAGCGCUUGGCCAAGCUCAUCGGCGAGCUCGAGUGGUACGGGGCGGCGCUCAGGAACCACAAGGAGGCCUGCGGCCCGCCGGUGUAGUAUUCCAGGCUGCGCCUGAGAGGAGCGAAACUACUUUUCACUUCGUGCGUGAGAGGAAAAUAUUGGGAAUAAUAAAAAUGGUUACUAUAUUCAACUAAA